Belonocnema kinseyi is the source of this 5320-nucleotide messenger RNA. Its product is annotated as serine-rich adhesin for platelets-like. The transcript has 3 exons. The record is from RefSeq and is a predicted model, not a curated record. The coding region runs from base 111 to 5036 and encodes 1641 amino acids. NCBI's taxonomy places the organism in Eukaryota, Metazoa, Arthropoda, Insecta, Hymenoptera, Cynipidae.
UCAUUGCCGCGUAAUUAUUAUUUUGAGGUUAUGUUAUACAGGGUAUCCAGCGAUAAAGAGCGCGUAUUUUGUCUUAUCGUAGAAUAGCUUUAUUUUUAUACGUAAAAACCAUGUCCCGGCGAAGAAUUAAUAGCGGGAGGCGUCAAUCUCGUUUGAGAAGUUCCAGUAGUUGUCCAGGUGAACUUGAAGAGGAUUCAGACGUGUUUGAAGCAGAUGACCCCUUUUGGUACAAACGAAUGGAAGGAAAUAAUACAGUACUUCGACCUUCUCUUCAACUCAAUAACGCUCAAGAAUCAUCAACAGUUCUGGAUUCUGGAUCUGAUGUAGAUAUGCCUCCACCUCUGGAUGGUUGGUGGAAUCCUUUAGGAAAGUUUAAUCUGACAGUUAAUCGGACUUCUGAAGUUCGAAGAACCAUUCGUUCAAGUGUAAACUCUUUGCCUGCUAUAGAAAACACCACUCUGCAUGAAGAUUCACUGGAUUCCUUACCAGAAAAGGACUCCAAAAAAAGAAAGAAAAGGUUGAUUCUUGGCUUACAAAAGAGGGAAAGCUUAGGAGGCAGUCCUUUUCUGAACAUCUUAAAUGAAUCAGCAACCACAAUUAUUUCGGAUCCUGGUCCAACGAAAAUGAGGAAAUCUGUACCAAAGACUUCAUUCUUAUCUGACGACGACUCGUUUAAACAAACUAAAAAUUUAAGAACGGGAAAAUCGAGACCAUCACUUUUCAAAAAAAUUCAGGCCAGUCAAUUCGAAUUAACCAAUAAUAUUUUUAACAAUCUCCUCGAAAAUGUAAGCUCAAGCAGUGAAUCUUCAAUUUCGUCUGUUAAUAACAUUCAACAGGCCCGCACUUUAAACGAAUCGCAGAACAAUGGAGUUCAAAAUACAAGAGAGAUUGAUCCUAGUCAGGAUGCACGGGCUGUAGUUAGCCAGAAAAGAAGAUCAAAGGAUAUUGAAGAAAGCAAUAAUUCAGACCCAAAUCUCAGCCGGAAUCUUAGUAAGAAGCAGAGAACAAUUAGAAGCAGUUCAAAAGCAGACAAAACCUCAAUUUUUUCCGAUUCGAAAGCAAAAACUUCUUUUGCUGAGGAACAAAUAGAAAAUUCAACUUCCGAAAGUAAAUCUAGCGAUUUGGAGUUGAAAAAGAAGAGGCCUGGUUUAUUUAAACGUACUAGAAAAAGCGCGGAGACGAAUCCUUUCGACAGUAUUUUUACAAGCGAAGGAGAAUCGAUUCAGGAAGUUGUGAAAUUAAACAAAAGUCAGAAUAGAAAUUCCUCGACAAAGUCUCUAGAAGAAGGUCGCGAAGAAAAGCAAAACAGAGUGAAUCUAAGUAGAUUUAAGAGCAGUAGGCUGACUCCUUUCGAAGAAUCAAACAAUCAUGGAAGCAAACAGAAAGAAAGUGAAGAUCUCUCUGAUUCAAUUUCGGAAAUCGACGUAGAAUAUAAGAAAGAUGAAAGUACGAAGUGUAUCGAAAAAGAAAGUCUCCAAUCUUCUUCUAGGAAUAGAAAAUCAGACAAGUCUUUACAAAUGGAAAAUGUCUCACAAAGUGAUUCACAACAAAUAUUUCACAAGAUUCCUGUUGCUUCUAUUAAUCGCUCUAAGCACACUUCGAAAUUAUUGGGUAGUGAAGAAGAAGAGGAUUUAAUCAGCGUAACAGUUCAAGGAAUAUUCGAUCAAAGUGAUCGGAAUAGUAGUUUAAGCAUCAGCAGAAAACAUAAUUCGAGUCUCAAUAAAUCUAGAGGUUCUUCACAGAAUUUUGACGGUAGUAGACGAAGUUCUCGAUUGAACGAAAGUAUUGAACUCCCUGAUCGACUAAGCACUUUUACAGAACAGCCACAAUAUGAAUCAACGAGAAAAAUAGAUGCCCCGGAAUCCAGAAAAAGUCUUGAAUCGAAAAGACUUUCCAGGUUGGAUAGUGCCAGCAAUAAAGAUUUGUUGAAGGAAUUAAUAAGUGAGGAAUCAACAACAGAACAGUCACCAACAGGAAAAUCGAACUUCCUGAAUCCGUCGAGGAACGUUUCUAGUAAAAAUACUUUUGACAACGAAGAGACAUUGAAUGAAGAAGUUUUUGAUCCCAAAAAUAAUAGCAGCGCUAGGACCAAUUCAUCUUAUCGUGCCGAGAACAGAAAAUCUAGGUCACAGUAUGAUUCAGUGAGGAAAAUAGAAGUUUCGAAAUCUAGAAAUAGUCAAUCUAAGAGAGCUUCCAAGUUGGAUAGUGCGAGCAAUGCAAGUGAAUUGAAAGAUUUAACGGGAAAUAAAUCAGACGAAGAAUUACCAACAGGAAAGUCAACCUCUGUGAAUCAAUCUGGAAACGUUUCCAGUAGAAAACGCUUUGACAACCAACAAGCAUCGGAUAUAGAAAUUUCUGAUCCGCAAAAUGACAAUCUCGCCAGGAACAUUUCAUUUUCUAGUUCGGAGAAAAUAAAAUCUAUAAACAGUCAAUCAAGGAAAGUUUCCAAGUUGGUUAGUGUAAGAAAUGAAGAUCAAUCGACGGAUUUAACGACAAAUAAAUCAAUAGAAGAAUUAUCAACAGAACAGUUAACCUCGAUCAAUCAGACGAGAAACGUUUCUUGUAGAAAAACUUUUGAUGACGAAGAAGCAUCGGAUAUCGAAGUUUCUGAUCCUAAAAAUAAUGACAUCUCCAUGAACAAUUCCACUUCUAGUGCAGAGAAAAUAAAAUCUAGGUCACAAUAUGAAUCAUUGAGGAAAAUAGAAGUUUCAAAAUCUAGAAACAGUCAAUCAAGGAUAGUUUCCAAGUUGGAAAGUGCAAGCAUUGAAUAUCACUCGAAGGAUUUAGCGGGAAAUAAGUCAACAGACGAAUUAUCAACAGAAAAGUCAAACUCUGUGAAUCAGUCGAGAAACGUUUCCAGUAUAAAAAGUUUUGACAACGAAGAAGUAUCGGAUAUGGAAAUUUCUGAUCCGAAAAAUGAUCAUAGCGCCAGGAACAAUUCAUUUUCUAUUUCGGAGAAAAUAAAAUCUAGUUUACAAUAUGAAUCGCCGAGGAAAAUAGAAAUUUCGAAAUCUAUAAACAGUCAAUCAAGGAAAGUUUCCAAGUUGGGUAUUGUAAGAAACGAAGAUAAAUCGACGGAUUUAACGAAAAAUCAAUCAGCAGAAGAAUUAUCAACAGAAAAGUUAACCUCGAUCAAUCAGACGAGAAAUGUUUCCAGUAGAAAAACUUUUGAUGACGAAGAAGCAUCGGAUAUCGAAGUUUCUGAUCCAAGAAAUAACAGCGCCAUGAACAAUUCAACUUCUAGUAUAGAGAAAAUAAAAUCUAGGUCACAAUAUGAAUCAUUGAGGAAAAUAGAAGCUUCGAAAUCUAGAAACAGUCAAUCAAGGAUAGUUUCCAAGUUGGAUAGUGCAAUCCAUAAAGAUCACUUGAAGGAUAUAAUGGGAAAUAGAUCGUCAGAAGAAUUGCUGAAAAACGUGUCCAGUAGUAGAAAAACUUUUGGUGAAGAAGAGUCAUCGGAUAUUGAAGUUUCUGAUCCUAAAAGUGUAAUCUCUACUGAAGAUAACAGAAACAAAUUUGACCAUUGUAAAUUGAAAAGCAAAAAUAAUGUAACGAAAAGCGAAGAAAGUUCUGGAGAAUUUGCAAAUAAGAAAAAUCGAACAAAGGAAAAUGAGGGAAUUUUCGAUUCACAAAGCUCUCAUACGAUUAGUUUGUCUGAAUCGGAAGUCCCUAGCGAAAAUGGACUUCUCCUUAACAAUACUUCGCAAAACAAUCAGCAAAGUACUAAAAGAAGUUCCAAUAACAGGUAUGGAACGAGCUUUAUUCCCUUAUACAGUAGUAGCGACGAGCAGAAUGUGGAAGAGAACAAUUUAUCGAAGGAGAAAACUGCAAAGCCAAUAAUUACUGGCUACGAAAUUCUAAAAGUCAACGAUAUUGAUAUAAGAAAACUAAAAGCCGUGAAAGAAGUCAUGAAAGGAAAUGACGAAUCUAUUAUCUCAGGAUCGCAGUCAACGAUUCGGGAUAUUCCUGUCUCAGACAGUGUUAAAAAAUCCUCCAUUUUCACCAAAGAUUCUCAGAUGUUAGGUGUCGAAGAAGAAUUUAGACGAUUGCACGAAGGAGGGAAUUCAGAACUUACUUCGACAUCUCGCGUACCUUCUCAAGUAUCUCCCAAUCGUUUGAAUAAAGACGUAGAUAAAAAAGCAGCCAGCGAGACUUUGAAUAAUAAAUCCAGUAGUGAUUUACGAAAUAUUUUGGAGGAUGAGGAUGAUAACGAAAGUGAAAUUACCGAGAAUCCAUUGCUGAUCUACUCGGAAAAAUUAAGCGAAAAAGUAGAAAAAUCGCAAUAUGAAGAGACAAGUCCUGCAAGAUAUCUUCAAAGAAGACUGCCUUCUGUUUUCAGAGAACAUUUUCGAGAUCGCAAGCAGAAGAUGAUUUGCGAUUAUUUCAAAUACAGAGACGCAGAAAAAACUAAUGGAGAAUCUCAACUGCAGCGAAUUCCAUUUGCGAAGGCUGCAGGUGAUAAGAAUCUAAUGGCAAAUAACAAGAAGCAGCUUGAAGCCAUAAUUGCACCCAUUAAGAAAGAACUCUUUAAAAAGCCAAAGGAGCCAGAACCACGAAAAAAGAAACUGUUCAUUCCCAUAGGAACAUCGAAAAAAAAUAAAUCUAAGUCCGUAGAUCCAGCUUAUCUUGUAAAUGGCGUUGUUUACAAACCACCACCCCUUCCGAGCCCUAAGCGUUGGGUGACGGAUCAUUUGUACAAGUUUAUUUGGAAGAAGAUUGAACCGAAAUAUAAAGGUAAAACGAGGGUCCGUUCGGAGAAAUUUAUUUUAAAAUUAACAAAGGUUUUCAAUUUGGUGACGAGAAAAGGCUUGUACAAAAAUUACGUGGAUGAUCUUGACAGUUUGAUAGUGGAAAUGGCUAGAUUAAAACUUAUUGUUAAUCGCAAAGACUUUAACGACUUCUGUAACGAGUUUAUGCCUUACGACUUUAGGGUAAAAGCUACGCCAAUAUUACUUCCAGGGAAUAACAUGUCGAUUCCGUAUGAUCCAGAAAAGUUUUACGAGCGGAUUUUAAUAGAUGAUUCUAGUUUGGCCGAUUGAUAGCUGUUAAUAGCAUUCUGCGUUUAUAAUAUUAUAAACUUCCAUUCAUUUCUCCUGGGUUUGUUGAAGGAAGAAUUCUUUGAAAAGACUUUAAGUUCAGGAACAACUAUUUAAAAAAAAAUGAAUUUCAUAAACGGCUUGUCUUUCUUUAAGGUAACAUAUUCGAGGAAAUUUUUGUAAGAAGAUAUUGAGCCUUUUGAUAGAAGUUUAUUAUCUGUUAAUAACAAACUUCUAGAGUUUGAUCUCUCUACUUUUUUUGUGAAAUAAAUAUUGGAGAAAAAGUA